UUCCUCUUCAGUCAUCGAUUCACUUUUUACAUUUUACAUUUUUACAGUAAUGAGAGAGUUAAGUUUAGAUAGCCGUACGGUACACUAAGUUACCCCGACCCGAGGAAAAAAAAAAAUAAUAAUAAUAAUAAUAACAAUAAUAAUAAAUAAUUAAUAAUAAAGGAAACGACAACAACAAAAAAAAAUUUUUUUCGGAACACAAAAAAAAGAAAGAAAGAACGAACGAAAGAACGAAAGAAAGAAAGAAAAAGAGAAAGAAAAAUAAACCUUCCCUCGAUGUGUGAUCACAGGUGUUUUUGAGGGAGUCGAGUGAAAUAGAGAAUGACGGAUAGCCAGCAGCAGUUUUGCUUGCGGUGGAACAACUUUCAGGCGAACAUCACGAGCCAGUUCGAGGCGUUGCGAGACGAUGAGGACUUCGUCGACGUUACAUUCGCCUGCGAUGGCAGGCGACUUCAGGCUCACAAGGUCGUCCUAUCCGCUUGCAGCCCUUACUUCAAGGAGUUGUUCAAGACCAAUCCCUGCAAACAUCCAAUAAUUUUUAUGCGGGAUGUGGAAUUUGAACAUUUACAAUCACUGCUGGAGUUCAUGUAUGCUGGCGAAGUAAACAUUUCACAAGCUGAAUUGCCUACUUUUCUACGUACAGCUGAAUCUCUACAAAUCCGUGGUCUCACCGACUCUCAGAGUAGUCAGCACAACAACGAAAAGCACUUGAAAACGAAUAAUGUUCACGCAUCAAAUGGCCGUGGUCUGAUCUCACCGAGUUUGGACGAUGAGCGCAGUAAAACACCACCACCAUCGAGCCCUCCACCAUUAAAAAGGCUGUGUAAAAGAAGUGAUUCACCUCAAAUCUCUAGUCCAACACCUACUGUGACGCCUUGUGCUAGCAGUACACCUCUCUCAAGACCGCUUAUAGAACCGCAAGUUCAGCUUGACUGUUAUAAGGAUAUUGAUAUUGUGGAGCCAAAAGUAGAACUACCUGAAUAUGGCAGCGAUGACGAUUGCUCAUCAAAACAAGAAGUUAACACGUUACCUGGUGGUUUCCUUAGUUUGGAUGGUGGUAUGGAAGUGUUACCUACAUAUCCACCAUCUUAUCAAGGAACCAGUAUGGAAGGUGGUAUGCCUGGACCUUCACAUGGGAACAAUGAGCUGAAUCAAGAGCAGCAAGCGCGAAGGGUACGUCGUGGUAGACCGCGAUUAGGUACGAGGGGUGGCAAACAUAUGUCUCCAUCCGUGCACGGUAAUUCACCCUCCAGAAGUGAUUGGUUGCCAUUGGACAUGAGAACGACGCCACCAGCGGCCAUGCCAGCUUUUCGUGGAUUUGAAGAACCCUCGCCUGAUGGCGUUGUUCAUUUAGGUGAGGGCAUUGCCGUUUGCGAGGAACAACUGAGGGCUGUGAAAUGGAGCGAUUAUCGGAAGUUGACCCGUGGCCUCGCUGCUAUAUUAUUCAGCCCAACGGAACUGGCUACAUGUUCUGUCACAGGACAACGUUGGAGUCGCGCAGGAACUGCGACCGAACGUCCGGUUAAACCGGCACUCGACAAAGCCAAAGUGCAAGCCAUCAUAUCUUACGUGACUUCGAGAUUCCCUUCGGUCGACGUCAGCAGUGUCAAGCAAGUUUUGGCUUAUAAAUGCAAGGAAAAUUCAACCGCCCUUAAGAUGAAGUCCAUACGUUAUAUAUGUGAGAGACAGGACACGGACACGUCGCCGCGAGGUGAAGCCGAGGACAAGUGAGAGGGGGCAAGGGGUGCGUGCGGGGUGCUGCCCACCCUACUAAUUCGCCGCGUCCUCCCGCACCCUCGGUCCAUCCUGAACCCGCAACGCCCUUCGAACGACCACCAACCACGCCACAACAACAAUAACAACAACAACAACAACAACAGCAGUAGCAACAAUAACAGUGAAAGUAACAAUAACAGUAACAACAACAACAACAACAACAGCAACAACAACAACAGUAACAACAACAAUCAUCACAAUUACCAUCAAUACCAACGUCGUCGUAAUCAUCAUCAUGAUCAUCGUAACAACACCAAUAAUAAUAACAAUCAACAUCGUUAUAACAAUAAUAAUCAUCGUAAUCAUCGUCGUAAUCAUCAUCGUCAGGAUGACGAUGACGACGAUGAUGAUGAUGAUAAUAAUGAAGAACAACAACAACAACAACAACAACAACAACAUGAACAACAACAACAACAACAACAACAAUAUGAACAACAAGAACAACGACAACGUAGCCUCGAGGAAAAUUUAAUUGGUAGAGAAAUAAUUGGAGAGUCAUCGAGUUCAGAAACAACUUCUUCCCUUGGACGUUAUAUGCGGUUGCAUGCCAUACAUCGUGCCCUUCAAGCGACCCGUCGUACCGCUGCAGCAUCCUAUUUUUGACCGCGACAUCCACCAUCUAAACGCUUCCAAACUCGAUCUCUCAUACUUAAGAGAUAAAUUCUCAUUCGCAAGAGAACGAAGAAUAAGAAUAAGAAUAAGAAUAAGAAUAAGAGUAAGAAUAAGAGGAAUAAGAAUAAGAAGAGGAAUAAGAAGAUGAAUAAGAAUAAGAAGGAAAAAAAAGAAAGAAGAAUAAGAAAAAAAUAACAAGAGGAUUGUUGUUACGAGAUAUAUGAAAGGGUGGUGCGACGUGUGAUUUGUCCUAUUAAUGAUUGUCCUCAACGACGAGUUCGUUUGGAUUUUGACUUUUCUUUUUUUUUUUUCUUUUUUCUUUUCUCUUUCACCUUUUUUCUUUUCUUUCAUCCUUCCUUUCUUCUUUCUUUUUUCUAGGGAUUCUCUUUUCUUUUCUUUUUUUCUUCAAGAUGGGCGACGGAAGUUGGGGGCGAGAUGGGUGGGAUGAGUAGGGGGGGCUAGAGUCGAAGGGAUGGAAGUUGCAUCUCUUUGGAUUCUUAGAAUUAAGUAGAGAUCAUAUUUUUUUUUUUUUGCUGAGAGUUUUUCCUCCUCUGGGAUUUCGUCUUCCUGAUAUUUCUUUUCUUUUUUUUUUCUUUGUUUUUUUUUUUUUGAAAAUUUAUUUUGUGUAAUUGUUGAAUCCUUAGAAGAAUUGUAAACGGCAAGUUGAGAGCGGGAAAACGAGUUUAACGAAGGUAAGAACGUUGAAUGUUAUUCUUUUUUUUUUUUUUUUCCUUUUUUUUUACUUCCUUUUUCUUCUUUUUCUUUUUUUUCUUUUUAAUAUUAAUAAUAAUAAUAAUAAUAAUAAUAUAUAUAUAUAUAUAUAUAUAUAUAUAUAUAUAUUCGAAAGAAAUCGUUUGAAUUCGUAGAAGAAAAAAUGAAUUUAAACUUUAUCUCUUAUAGGAUAUUUUAUGUUAAACGAAUUUGUUUCGAAAAUUUUUUAUCUUGUCUUUAUAGGUUAGGUUAGGUAUGAAAUUGAAAAAGGAGUAUGAAAAAUAGAAAAAAAAAAAAAUUAGAAUAAGAGGGGAAAAAGAAAGAAUGGAAAAUGAAAAAGAAGGAAGACACGAAGGAGGAAGAAAAAUUUUGCUCAGCAUUCACUUUUUGAAAAGAGAGACAGAUAUAUGGGUGAGAGAGUCGAGGAGCAUAAAAAUGAUUUUCCAAAGGGGAGAAAAGAAAAGUAAAAAAAAAAAAAAAUAAGAAGAGAAAGAGAGAGAGAGAGAGAGAGAGAGAGAGAGAGAGAGAGAGAGAGAGAGGAAAAAAAAGAAAUACGCAUGGAAAAUGUUACGAACGUAUUUGACUCGUUAGCUGUUGGUUGUUCGUUAAAAUCGAAUAAACGCGCUUAUUCUCGGCGUUUGGUAUAAAAAUGGCGAUGAUCGAGAAGGAUGUAUAGAAUGAAAAUUGAUCGAUCUGUUCGCUAAGGAAUACAUCAAUAAUUAUUAUCGUUC
Vespa crabro (European hornet) is the source of this 3830-nucleotide messenger RNA. RefSeq names its product protein abrupt-like. Lineage: Eukaryota; Metazoa; Arthropoda; Insecta; Hymenoptera; Vespidae. The transcript is spliced from 9 exons. The record is from RefSeq and is a predicted model, not a curated record. Gene Ontology annotation, biological process: regulation of transcription by RNA polymerase II. The coding region runs from base 322 to 1731 and encodes 469 amino acids. Gene Ontology annotation, cellular component: nucleus. Gene Ontology annotation, molecular function: protein binding; DNA binding.